Messenger RNA from Acanthamoeba castellanii str. Neff, 498 nucleotides. Its product is annotated as PHDfinger domain containing protein. The transcript is spliced from 3 exons. NCBI's taxonomy places the organism in Eukaryota, Discosea, Longamoebia, Acanthamoebidae. The record is from RefSeq and is a predicted model, not a curated record. Bases 1 to 498 code for a protein of 165 amino acids.
AUGUGGUACACUGUGGGAUGUCAUGCAGGAAUCAUUGAGGGAGGUGAGAAGAUUGCAUUCCCCAUUGUGUUCCCCAUUGCAUUUAGCAUGCAUAUGAGUGGCCAGAAGUUCUGCCUCACUUGCCUCUGGCACUCCAAGAGAAUCAAGGUGUGCCCUCUGAUUGAACUGAUGAUCUUGAACCAGAUUGACCUCAAGCAAUGCUUCCUCAUUAGGCACAAGAUCAUCAAGAUUGUCCAGGCUGUCGGUGGAAUGCUGGACAACAUCUGCAAUAAGCUCAUUUAUCUUCCUCCUCCACACUCAGACCUCUGGUGGCAAUGGCACUGCUGUGAAAAGGUGACUGAAGGCAAGUACAUCCUCUGCAACAGGUGUGGGCAAUGGUUCCACUGGGAGUGCAUCAAGAUUGUGAAGAAGCCAUCAGGUUCCUGGUACUGUCCCACAUGCCUAUCAAAGCUGAAGCCAAAGGAAGCCUUGGGUGCCAUGGAGAGUGGGUUGUGGUGA